ACUGUAUCCAGGGUCCAAAGCAAACAAGCCAAACACAAUCGUGGCUUCAACAUCACCACCAUUCACUUCCUUUACCAGUACCUAAAUACCCAUUGAACCUUUGCUUUUGCGUUUUUACUCGCAAGUUAUCGCCAUGGAUCCUUAUUCGCCAGAAGGAGAGCUCAUCAACAUCCACACAGCGUUCCACGCUGGCGCAUACCAACAAGUCCUCGACUUCGACACUUCCUCAUUCUCCUCCAGCAAUGCGCUCCCUGUCCGUGUCCUGAAAGCACGCUCGCAAAUCGCUCUUGGGCAAGCACAGGCUGUCUCCUCCGAAUUCGCCAGCGAAAAGACACCGGAUCUCGUUGCUGUGAAGCUUCUGGCGGACCUUGAGCAGGGCAAGGAUGUCACUGCUGCGACAAAGAAGCUGGCAGAGCAAUACGGCCAAGAGAAUUUGGCUGUGCAAAUCAUUGGAGGCAUCAUCUUGGAGCGGGCAGGCGAGACAGAGGAGGCUCUUGCACUGCUGAGCAAGCACGAGGGCAGCCUUGAUGCUGUCGCUCUUAUUGUACAAAUCCACCUCCAGCAGAACCGCGCAGAUCUCGCUGCCAAGGAGUCUCAACGCGCACGGAAAUGGGCACAGGACAGCCUCCUCGUCAACAUCGCAGAGUCGUGGGUCGGCAUGCGCGAGGGCGGCGAGAAGUACCAGUCCGCUUUCUACGUCUUCGAAGAGCUCGCCCAGACCUCGCAAUCACAGUCGCCGCAUUCGCUCGUAGCACAAGCCGUAUCCGAAUUGCACCUCGGUCGCCUGCCGGAGGCUGAAGCCGCUUUGCAGCAGGCGAUUGAGAUCGAUCCCAAGUCAGCAGACACCAUUGCUAACCUGGUCGUUUUGAACACAUUGCUUGGGAAGAAGGAGGAGACAGCGCAGCUAAAGCAGCAGCUUGAGAGCACAAACGCCGAGCACAGAGCGGUCAAGGACUGGGCAGAGAAGAAGAGCGAGUUCCAGAAGGCGGCGGCGAAAUACACACCGAAGUUUGAAGUGGCUGCUUAGAGAGGGAAGGCGGGGAGAUGAAGAGCACCAAAGGUGUCACAGGACGUGGCUAGUUUUGAUCAGCGCGAGCAUUUGGCUUGAGAGGACAUGAGGCACUACGAUC
Molecule: messenger RNA, 1130 nt
Organism: Boeremia exigua
Lineage: Eukaryota; Fungi; Ascomycota; Dothideomycetes; Pleosporales; Didymellaceae
Product: coatomer epsilon subunit-domain-containing protein
Exons: 4
Coding region: 134-1027 (297 amino acids)
Biological process (GO): retrograde vesicle-mediated transport, Golgi to endoplasmic reticulum; endoplasmic reticulum to Golgi vesicle-mediated transport; intra-Golgi vesicle-mediated transport
Cellular component (GO): COPI vesicle coat
Molecular function (GO): structural molecule activity; protein binding
Source: RefSeq, a predicted model, not a curated record